This is a messenger RNA of Uloborus diversus, 3210 nucleotides long. RefSeq lists its product as uncharacterized. The transcript is spliced from 5 exons. NCBI's taxonomy places the organism in Eukaryota, Metazoa, Arthropoda, Arachnida, Araneae, Uloboridae. The record is from RefSeq and is a predicted model, not a curated record. Bases 1683 to 2870 code for a protein of 395 amino acids.
CUCCCCCAGCUGAGUUGAGCACUCCUGAUUAUUUUGCUUCAGACCAUUUUUUCAUUUUUUUCCCCAAACUCAUAAAAAUAAUGGUAAGUGCUAUUUUGUCACAUUUUUCACAAAUUAAAAACAAAACUUUAGCAAUUAUUAAAGCUCCGUUGUGACGUUGUAUGACUAUAAUUCAGGAAAGAAUUUGUUUAAAAAACUAUUAGCGGUUUAAAAAUUGUUUGACCAGCAUUUUAAAAUUAAAGUAAUGCUGCUUUAAAAAAAAAAAUAAGUUUUCAUGUUCCAGAAAUUAUUUGAUAAAGGAUAGUUUGUAAUGGAUGAAAGUGUUCUAAGAUAUUCUCUCAGAAGUGGCAUCUAAUCCCCCCCCCAAAUAGUUAUAUUUUCAUGCAGUAUUCUUUUGUAACGUUUUUCUUGUUAAUUGAGGCGAAAGUUUAAAAUACGAAAAAACGGUGCGGCAGAAAUAAAUCAGAUUUCAAAAAAAAAAAAAAAAGAAAAAAUUUUCUUACCAGUCGCAACUUUUUCGCGCUACAGUGACAUGAAAAUUUAUUUAAAAAAAAUGAUUUUUUUCGCACCAUUCUGUUGAGCAUUGCAUUAAUGUUUUCGGCCGUAAUUUUUGAUAACACCUAUAACGAAUGUUAAUUCUGAUUAAAUUUUGUAAUUAAUCUUUGUUUCUAUCAAGAAUGUUUUAUCAAUAGUUUUUAGCAUUUGCAAAUCGCUCAAAAUAAUCCAAACGGCCGUCGUCCAUUUUGUUUGCUCACAAAGGAAUGAUGGGAAGGAAAUCUAGUUUUAAACUGUCGAAGUUCCGGUUACAAGCCGAGCUCUGGAAGUGGGCGUUCGGUCAAGGUUCCGUGACAGAGUUUAAAGCCAAACCGGGAUGGAGAAUAGAGUAGUUUUUCAGCUUCGAGGUUUAAGCCUCGGUCCGAGUUUUAACCGGAGUGGAGAAUACCGGUGUAAGAAGUAUUUGUUAGGGUAAUUUUGUUAUCAAUAUUGUAGUUUUAGACAGAUUUUGGACAGAAAUUUAGGUUUUUGACUUUAUAAUAAAAAUCCAGUUAUAAAUAUUUUUAGGAUUCAGAGAAAGUCGCUAACUGUCAAAAACUUACUAACUCCCAAUUUGUUUGGGAAAGUCGGCAGUUUUCAAGCAAGGACUUUAAUGUCAUGGCUUUAAAAAAAAAUACCUAAUCUGGUAUAUGAAAAUAUUUUUUCACAGGAGAUGAAGAUUUGAUAAACAAUAGGAUAGGUUUAUAAAUCUCUGCAAACAGAUUUUUUCUUAAAAACUUGUCUUAAUAUUUCUAGUGGUUAAGUUUUAACAUACAUGUUAGUUUUUUGUUGAGCCAUUUUAAAUUUUCCCGUUCGUUUUUUGUAUUAUGAUAAUAAUUCUGCAUUUUCUCAUUUAACAUGGUUAAAAUUUCCUUUUUUUUUAAAUUUUAAUAAUUUAUUUACUUUUUUAAAUUUUUUUAAAGAAUUCUUUUGUUUUUGUCUGGAAUUUAUAUCUUCCUGGCAGCAUCCAAUGAAAAUUAAUUUAUAUAUUAUGUUGCACUGUGUAGUUACAACAAACCACUGGUGUAUAACAAAUACUGAGAUUCUUUUCUGUUUUCUCUUGUCACAGGUGAAAUUUGAUCAGUGUUCUGUUAAGAGUGUGAAAGGCGGAAUCUCUGUCAUACAGUCAUCUCUGUUUUGAGUUAGUGAUGGGCCGUACCUGCUCGGACAUUGUUCCGUUCUUGAAAAGAGGACUGGAAAGAAAAUUAUAUACAACGCUGCUGUAUAUUGAUGAAGUAUUUUGCAUCGGAAGGGUAAAACUCCCCCGAAAGCAUAAGCAAUUGAGUUAUUGUGAACAAGAGAUGUUAAAGGCGUGGGAUACCUUAAAAGGUCGCACGUAUUGUGGUAUUUCUAACUAUUCAAAAGCCAGACAGAGAUUCCGGCAAGCUAUGAAGAAAUCUAUAUUUAUAGAGAAAUUGAGUGUCAACAACAAAGAGAUUGACUUCCGGUUUCGAACAGAGGCUGAAGUUUUAGAAAUAAGGCAGAAAAAAAUACAAGCAAGGACUGGAGGGAAAAGAAAUGAUAGCUUUUCAGAAGACGUUCCUUCACCCGCUGGAAGCUGUUCUUCUGGUUAUUUCAGUGGCAGCGAAGAUAUGGAGCUUGACAUGGAAUGUCAGCAAGGUUGCGAAAUGCCAUUUGCUCUGCAAUCGAUUUACCACGAUCACGAUUUUGGUAAUGUUAUGUGGUGCAGAUUUCCUGCUGAAGUAAAGGUGGAAGCAACUUGUAAACCUUCUGAAGAUAAGGAGGAUGGUCCUUUAAUUGAAAAUGGAAACUUAAUGAUUGAAAAUGUAAAUAUUUUAUCUGAGGAGAAUGCUAAUGUUUCUUUUUAUGAAAAUCCAGGGAUGUUUCCAAAGACAUUAAAUGUACCAGAGUCACUUGUAACUUCUUCUUCUCUGAAAGCUGAAGUACCUCAAGAUACAAAUAGUGUCUUACAUGAUGACACAGAUUGGAAUUCCUUGAUGGGGGAAUUGUUUGAAAGAUAUUGUGCAAAUGAACCGUUUUGCAGUGAUGUUCCACAAGCACACGGAGACAAUGGCAUGUGUCAAUUACCAGAUUCUGAAAAUAAUGAGUUAAGUCAAGACACCAUACUGCGUUCUAUUGAUUUUGAAGCAUUUGCUGAAUUUGAAGCUGAGGAUGAUAUAAAAGCUGAUUUUUCACAAGCAGAUGUUUCUUCAAUUAAAAAACAGGAUCAGUUGAAUGAAGCUCAACAGUCCUUGAUCAUUGAGGGAACUUGUCGGGCUUGGGUAUGUACUACCCCACCUAUAAAAAUAGAUAUGAUCCGUCAACUUGUUUUCAAAGAAAAGGUAAGUGUUUUUAGAAUGCUUUUACUUGUUUGACAAUUCAAAAAAGAAUUGAAAAGAAUGAAAAUUGAAAGAAAAGAAAAAUUGCGGUUUAAUUUACGUCUAAAAUAUGUGUUUUCGGCGUUAAAAAUCAUUAUAAAAAAAACAGUCCUGCAGACAAGUAAGUAGGAAGAUAUAUUGAUCCACAAACAGAAUGAUUGGUCCAUUUGAAACAAGAAAAUGAAGUUCAACUUAAAAUAUAUUUCUACAUAAAUUUAUAACCAUUUUACUUCUUUUUUUUUUACAAAAUUGCCAUUAUGUAGCUUUAAUUUGAAAUUCUAGAGAAAAUUUUACUUAAAUUUUCAACAAAAUUAUUGUAAAUAAAAAUUAAUAUAAA